Messenger RNA from Synchiropus splendidus (mandarinfish), 2464 nucleotides. It is a transcript of the gene hsh2d, whose product is annotated as hematopoietic SH2 domain containing. The transcript has 5 exons. NCBI's taxonomy places the organism in Eukaryota, Metazoa, Chordata, Actinopteri, Syngnathiformes, Callionymidae. The record is from RefSeq and is a predicted model, not a curated record. Bases 611 to 1474 code for a protein of 287 amino acids. Gene Ontology annotation, cellular component: cytoplasm.
CAUCCUCCCUGGUCACACAUGGCCUCUUCAGGUGCCCCACUGGUUGUCUUCCUCUUCUUAUUGGGCCUAGUAUAAAACUUGGUCCAACAUGUCUCCACCUGACUCUCCCUAACUUUGUCUCCAAAUCUUUCUGGAAGAGUUGUUUCUCAUUUCUAAUUGUUGCUCAUUUUCACUCCCAGCUAAAAGCUGUGCAUCUUCAUCUCUAACUUGGCAUCUGCUCAUCAGUCUUGCUCCAUUCCUCAUCCUCAGAUACAGAUACUGAGGGGGGUGUUUGGCACCGCCCUCCACGGCGCAGGCAGACAGGUUAGUUCUGUGCUGAUUUCCUUAAACCACACAGCGACAGGAGGUGAGUGAGCUUGCUAUGCGUUCUACAAAUAUGUCGUUCUAUGACCUUAGAUAGGCCAGAACAUCAGCUUUCAGAUUCUCUGUUAAAAGUAGUUGACAUCAUAUGUCUUAAAAAACAAGCUGUGUUUCAGGGUUUAUAUGUCGACGUCCUAAUGAUGGUUUUUAGUCUCUUGCUUGUUUAUAUUUUAAAUAUUUAUUUUAUAUACAAUUAAUAUUUGGGGGUAUCAUAAGGGUAUCACAUGACAAUAAUGAAUUGUCAUCGAGGAUGGUGGAGCAGAGCGGCUCGGUCAAGGGAGUGCUGGACUGUCCUGAAUCACAAGGGACGUCAUUUUGGUACGAGGUCCGAUACGGAACCCUUCCCGAAUGGUUCCACUGGGGAAUUUCAAGGAAGUCCUCAGAGGAUCUGCUGAUGAAGAAGCCUCUCGGCCACUUCCUCCUCCGGGUCAGCGAGAGCCGGAAUGGCUACACUCUCUCAUAUAGAGGCCGAGACCGCUGCAAACACUUCAUGAUCGAGCUGUCAGCAGACGGUCAGUACUUCAUCUCGGGAGAGAACCUCCGUCACAGGAGUCUGCGGGACCUGGUGGACUUUCACCGUGUGACCCCCAUCUCAAUGCAUGGAGACUUGCUGACCGUCGCCUGCAGCCGGAGCCAAGCUCAGAGAAGUCCUCCAGCAGCUGUUCUGUUUCUUGAAACAGGACCCUGUUUGAGCUUUCUGACACCCCAAAACAAUCUUCCCUCAUCACCCAGAGGAACACUGAACACGCCCCAGGCCAACACUGAACCAGUGCCACCAGUGGUCCCGCCGGUGCCAAUGAUGAGGAAGAGGCACUUACCUCAAGCGCAUCCCCUCACACAACGUUCCUUUGCAUCGACUCCUGCUUUCCCAGUUAAUGCGACCAGAACAUCCAACCACUCUGCCAGCUGGUCCGCAUCCAGAUCCUCAUCCGAUCUCUACUACGCACAGAUGGAUCCCGUGCCCAGCAACAUGAGACUGUCAGAGGGAGGAAAUGCAGACACCGAGUACCUGGAGCGCCACUUCCAAUCUUUAGACACUAAGAGUAUGAGUAGUACUUUGCCCCAGGAGUACUCGACACCCCCACCUUUCUCUCCUGAUCAUAAAGAGCAGUAGUUACUUGAACAUGUACAGGAGGACUGCUUCAUAUUUGACAGUUCGGUGACUGUACGGCUGAAAAUAGGACUUUGUCAGCUCAGCAUUUUGAUUUGUAUCUGAACGUAUGAUGGAAGAUCAGUGAGUGAGCGAUGAGGACUCUAGUACAGAUCAUUAUUAUACAAAGGUGAGUGAAAAAAGAAAACAUGUCGAUUUAUGUUGAGAUUUAUGAGACAACAUUGAAAAGACAAAUCAGACAAUCACUGAAGCGACUGGACUGAUGUUUUCGCACCAUGUGCAGUGGAGAGAGGCAGAUCACUGAAUGGCAGUUGAACAGGUGCCGUCAGUUCCCCGUGCUCCGUCUGGGCCUUGUUAGUAGUAUCAUGAUGAAGUAGACGCGCCACGAUGUUCUAAUCUGGUAUUAAUGAUUUAUCGAUUUAUCGAAAUACUGAGAAGUGGAGUUUUAUUACAUGAAAAAAAGUCAUGUAAUAAACUCCACUGAUGACUGCUACUGUUUUGUGAAGAGUUUUAAUGUGCUGCACCAAUAAACUGGGUCACUGGAUCACAGCGGCUUCACUGUGGAACACAAGAAACACCAAGUUACUUCAGAUAUCACACUUGUGACAAAUGUUAUUGUGCUACCAUUAGAGGAACAGUUCAGUCUGCGAGCAAAACAGAAAUAAACGUCUGCCGAAGACAAACCAGUUUCACACUGUACAUUCGUGUGUGACAGGUGACAAUGUUGGUGUCGCAAACAAACUUGUUUGACAGUUCACUAUUGUGUCUCUCGCACAGGUCUACAUCAAUUCCCUCCAAUCUCAAGCUAUUUUUGAAAAUCUAUUCUCAUUUAAUGGGUUGAUUCAUGAUACAUACAUUUGUCAGUUCUGAGAGGAUAUCUAUUAUUCAGAAAACAAAAAGGUGCAUCCACCCUCUGCCUUUAAUCUGAGGCCAAGAGACUUCCCCUUCAACCUUCCACAACUUUGUCAUGGAAAAACUACUGUAAGGCUCGCU